CCAUAAAAUAAAACCUUAGAGAAACCCCCAAGAGACGCUUGUACUGGUUGAGUGGUUUCUCUCGGAAUUGUGUAGAAGAUGAUGAAGCAAGCUCGCACUUUGCUCUCCAGGAGCCUUUGUGACCAAAGUAAGUCACUCUUUGAUGGAGCUUCAACGUUGCGUGGUUUUGCGAGCUGGUCAACUGGAAGUGGUUUCUCCGGUAAAGAAGAAGCUGCAAAGCCUAGUGGUCGAGUGUUCGCACCUUAUGCUAUUUUCAAGGGGAAAGCUGCUCUCUCUGUUGAACCUGUUCUCCCCACUUUCACCGAAAUCGAUUCAGGAAAUCUUCGGCUAGACCGUCGUGGAUCCUUGAUGAUGACUUUUAUGCCUGCUAGUGGUGAGCGUAAGUACGAUUGGGAAAAGAAACAGAAAUUUGCUCUGUCACCUACGGAGGUUGGAUCCUUGAUUAGCAUGGGAUCCAAAGACAGCUCUGAGUUUUUCCAUGACCCUUCCAUGAAAUCAAGUAAUGCUGGUCAAGUCAGGAAGUCAUUGUCAAUUAAGCCCCACGCAGAUGGUAGCGGCUACUUCAUCUCAUUGGGCGUUAUCAAUAGCAUCCUCAAAACCAAUGACCGUAUUGUGGUUCCUGUCACAACAGCUGAAUUUACAGUGAUGAAAACAGCUUUCAGUUUUGUCCUUCCACACCUCAUGGGUUGGGAUCGGUUAACAGAUCAAGAUGGUACUGGAACGCAGAGGACUACUUCACAUGGAAAUACUGAUCCACAGCAGUUAGAGCAGGAGUGGGAUAAAUGAACUGAUGGCGUAGUAGGAAGUAGGAACGGAGUAAAUUGGCAAUGCAUGUGUUAAUUUUUCUGGAAUUUGAUGCACACGAAACUCGGCAUGCUCUGUUUUUGAAUCGGACAUGUCCUCUCUAAGACUUCUAAUCAUAGGGCUUCUGCCCUUUUUUCAUUAAAAGCAUUUUGAUAUCAGUUUUUUACUGAGACAGAUUCAACUAUCAUAACAUCCAAACUUCAAGAACGAGGAGCACAAUA
Capsella rubella is the source of this 1025-nucleotide messenger RNA. RefSeq names its product single-stranded DNA-binding protein WHY2, mitochondrial. Gene Ontology annotation, molecular function: single-stranded DNA binding. The transcript has 8 exons. Gene Ontology annotation, biological process: regulation of DNA-templated transcription; defense response. Bases 79 to 786 code for a protein of 235 amino acids. Lineage: Eukaryota; Viridiplantae; Streptophyta; Magnoliopsida; Brassicales; Brassicaceae. The record is from RefSeq and is a predicted model, not a curated record.